UAUUCUUGUCCAACAAACCAAAGUCCAAUUUUAAUUAAAGGCUCGAGGAAGCCGAGCAAGCAUCUCUAGAUUCGGGAUCCAUCGACAUCUAUCAUCCACAAACGGUGCUCCCCCAAGUCGCCGAUUCUCUUCGCGGUUUCAUCCUCCGUCAGACGCCAAUACGCAACACAUCAGCAGCACCGCAGCACGCCUCUUCAGUCGUCAACUACUCACAUCACUCCCGUCGCUCAGUCGCCUGCUCUCAGCCACUCAACCUUCAGCGGCUCAGUCAAUCGGCGCUUCCCUCAAUUUUCACAUCCAACCAUUCAUAGUCCCGUCAUGGAGGCCGACGGUUUUUCAACGACAAUAGCGGAGGCCACGCAACUGGUGAGGCUUCGUUGCUCAGUUAAGAACUACGAUUGGGGACGCAUCGAACGGGAAUCCUGUGUGGCGCGGCUCUACUCUCGCAACACUGGGGAGGAGGUCCGGGAGGACAUUCCCUAUGCUGAGUUGUGGAUGGGGACCCACGACUCCGGCCCUGCUUACGUGGUUGCUUCCUCUGACAAUGGGCUUACCAAUGGCGGUGUGAAAGAGGAGAAGUUCUCGCUGACUUUGAAGGACUGGAUUCAACGGAACCCUACUCUUGUCGGCGAGAAGGUGGUUCAGACUUGGGGUCCUGAUCUACCGUUUCUUUUCAAGGUGCUUUCUGUUGCAAAAGCUUUGUCGAUUCAGGCUCAUCCUGAUAAAGAUUUGGCUGCUCGAUUGCACAAGGAGCAGCCGGAGGUGUAUAAGGAUGCUAAUCACAAGCCCGAGAUGGCUUUAGCACUUACAGAAUUUGAAGCUUUAUGCGGGUUCGUUAGCUUUGAGGAGCUCAAACUUGUAGUCCAAACUGUACCGGAGAUUGGGGAAAUUGUUGGGAGUGGGCAUGUAGAGGAGGUGCUACAUGAAAGUGCACACGAAGUGGGUGAGAGAGCAAAACCAAUUCUUCAGUCGUUAUUUACAACUCUUAUGUCAGCUAGCAGUGAUGUGAUUUCGCAAGCUCUAACCAAACUCAUAAGCCGGUUGAAUGUUAAAAAUGAGGAAAGAGAGUUAACUGAAAAAGAACAGCUAAUCUUGAGACUUGAAAAGCAAUAUCCAAGUGAUGUUGGAGUUAUAACAGCGUUCUUGUUUAAUCAUGUGAAACUUAGUCCUGGUGAAGCUUUGUAUUUGGGGGCAAAUGAACCUCAUGCAUACCUGUUUGGUGAGUGCAUUGAAUGUAUGGCAACCUCGGACAACGUUGUGCGUGCUGGCCUCACACCAAAGGACCGUGAUGUCAAGACCCUUUGUUCCAUGCUCACAUACAAUCAGGUGUUCCCUAAAAUCCUUAAAGGAGAUGCUUUGAGUCAUUAUACAAAGAGAUACAGCCCUCCCUUUGAUGAGUUUGAGGUAGACCACUGCAUUCUCCCUCGACUAGUAACAACAGUUUUCCCAGCAGCUCCCGGCCCGUUUAUUUUUCUGGUUUUCACUGGAGAAGGAACAAUGACCACAAGGUCAUCCAACGAGGCAGUCGCCGAAGGAGAUGUUCUGUUUGCGCCUGCAAACACUAAUGUCACCGUCUCAACCGCCACAACUGGUCUAAGUGUGUUUAGAGCUGGAGUGAAGUCAUCUUUCUAAAUACAGGAAUGAUAAAAGUCAUGUGAAAAAUAGUCCUUGUUUAUACAUGUUAUGAGUGUGAGGGGUUGCUUGUAAUAUAUUUAUGCAAUGAUGAGGAAUAAGUGAAUAACAUACAUACCCCACUUUUGUACAGUGUCAUUAUAGUGAUGUAAUAUACAAAAAAAAGGAUGACACCCCAUCCCUGAGGGCCCC
Messenger RNA from Cuscuta europaea, 1824 nucleotides. The record is from the annotation of a GenBank genome assembly. NCBI's taxonomy places the organism in Eukaryota, Viridiplantae, Streptophyta, Magnoliopsida, Solanales, Convolvulaceae.